CACGGAGUUGCCCAUGGAUGUGACCAUGGAUGUGCCCGUGGAACUGCCCUCGGGGCUGCCCACGGCCACUGCCACCCCCUGGGGCAACGGCACCGCCUGGGCCCCCCUGCCCGGACACGGGGUCAACGACACGGGCCUGCAGCGGGCCAAGAAUGCUACAUCCAUCCUCAUCGCCAUCGUCAUCACUGCGCUCUACUCCGUGGUGUGCGUGGUGGGGCUGCUGGGCAACGUGCUGGUCAUGUACGGCAUCGUCAGGUACACCAAGAUGAAGACAGCCACCAACAUCUACAUCUUCAACCUGGCACUGGCUGAUGCACUGGCCACCAGCACACUGCCCUUCCAGAGCGCCAAGUACCUCAUGGAGACCUGGCCCUUUGGGGAGCUGCUCUGCAAGGUCGUGCUCUCUAUUGACUACUACAACAUGUUCACCAGCAUCUUCACCCUCACCAUGAUGAGUGUGGACCGCUACAUCGCCGUGUGCCACCCGGUCAAGGCCUUGGACUUCCGCACGCCGGCCAAAGCCAAGAUCAUCAAUGUCUGCAUCUGGGUGCUCUCCUCCCUCAUCGGAGUGCCCAUCAUGGUCAUGGCAGUCACCAAGUCAAAAGAUGGUAUGGUCCUGUGCACUCUCCAGUUUCCUGACCCUCCCAUCUACUGGGACACCGUGACCAAGAUAUGUGUCUUCAUCUUUGCCUUCUUGGUCCCCAUUUUGGUCAUCACCAUCUGCUACGGGCUGAUGAUCCUUCGCCUGAAGAGCGUCCGGCUCCUCUCAGGCUCUAAGGAGAAGGAUCGCAACCUGCGGCGCAUCACACGCAUGGUGCUGGUGGUGGUGGCAGCCUUCAUCAUCUGCUGGACACCCAUCCACAUCUUCGUCAUCGUCUGGACGCUGGUGGACAUAGACAAGAAGAACCCCUAUGUGGUGGCCAGCCUGCACUUCUGCAUCGCUCUGGGCUACACCAACAGCAGCCUCAACCCUGUCCUUUAUGCUUUCCUGGAUGAAAACUUCAAGAGGUGCUUCCGAGAGUUCUGCCUGCCUUUCCGAGCUCGUGUGGACCAGAACAGCUUCUCCCGCGCCAGGAACACCACGCGGGAGCACGUCUCCACCUGCACCGCUUCUGAAGCCCGCAACAAGCCGAGAGAACAAGAGGCAAACACUAUUUCCAGCUCCAACCCUUGGGAUAUUUGCCUUACUGUGGCAUUUCUGUACAGGAACCCUGCUUUCUAA
Messenger RNA from Agelaius phoeniceus (red-winged blackbird), 1222 nucleotides. Lineage: Eukaryota; Metazoa; Chordata; Aves; Passeriformes; Icteridae. The record is from RefSeq and is a predicted model, not a curated record.